This is a messenger RNA of Neocloeon triangulifer, 10523 nucleotides long. RefSeq names its product dynein axonemal heavy chain 3-like. The record is from RefSeq and is a predicted model, not a curated record. The transcript is spliced from 46 exons. Gene Ontology annotation, molecular function: ATP binding; dynein intermediate chain binding; minus-end-directed microtubule motor activity. Gene Ontology annotation, biological process: microtubule-based movement. NCBI's taxonomy places the organism in Eukaryota, Metazoa, Arthropoda, Insecta, Ephemeroptera, Baetidae. Bases 1 to 10377 code for a protein of 3458 amino acids. Gene Ontology annotation, cellular component: dynein complex.
AUGAUUUCCGAAUUGGCCAGUGCAGCCCGAGCCCAAAUGGAAAAGGGCGCUCGGCUGUCGACGCUACGCUAUCGGCUGCUGGACGCGGAGUGGCGCGCGCAGCACGACGUGCCUUGCUACCCGUGGCCCUGGCCCCUUCUGAUGGUUCGAGCACCGACGCCGUGGCACUGCAGUUUUCUGCUCGGACGCCAAUUUUGCCGGCACAACCUCUUCACCCCGCACACGGUGCUGCGGAAAUUGCAGGCGCUCUAUGAGCAGCGCUUCGAACAGGCCCUUUUCGUUGCGCAGGAGCAGGUGCGUCAGGAAGCGCCGCUGACGCCCCAGCAGCUGCAGGCGCGCGUCCAGCAACUCUGUGCCAACGCCAAACUGCUUCUGCUCAAAGAGUGGCUGCCGGCGUGCGCGGACGUUUUGAACGAUCAGCGUGACGAGUGGAGACACUUGGCUCCUUUGAGGCGCGGAGAGACGCUGCGCCACGUCAAGCGCUUUUUUGGCUGCGUCGCCGCUCUCAUGUCGCGCCAGUUGCGGUCGCUCACCUUGCGCUCUAAUGGCAAUGACUUCACGCCUCCCUUUGAUGACCUCGGCAUGCUGAAACCGUGCCUGCUGAUGCUUCAUCUGAGCACCGCCGAAGGCCUUGUGAAGACGCAACCGUCUCGAGAGCAAGUCGUCGAGGUCGCCCAGUCCUGUCUGCUUUCCGUUCUGGACACUGCGAGGCAACUUCCGCGUCUGGAGCAAAUCCUGCUCGGCGACGAGGACGCCGGUUUCCUGAGCGCAGUCGACGCACAAGACGAGGAGGCGGCCGCCCUUUUGCAGGCAGCUCUCAGGGCUGUGGAGGCGAACAUGGCGGGACCUGAGACGUACCUGAACAUCUACGCGCCCUACCUGAAUUUGCUGGACGGUGGGGCGGAGAGGGCGCUCGAAGAGUUCCGAGAGCAGGGCCCGACCUUGAAGGAAUGGGCAAGGUACAUUGAGCGCCUGCAGAGCCUCAAGGUCGAGGUCGCGGCUCUGCAAAGGACGGCGGCCCUCAACAUGGUCGUUCUUGAAUGCGGCGCUUUGAACGACCUUUUGUGGCAGCGGUUGGAAGAGUUGAGGAACAAAAUACUCGACCACCAUAUUGCAAAAAGCCGAGCGCACAACAGAAGGAUCUGCAAUGAGUUUGACGAAAUGUCUGACCGUGCGGCUGUCCUUCCGGAGGACACGGCAGGUCUAGUAACCCUGACGCAGUACCUGACGCACUGCCAAGACGUGCGCAUGCACGAGCUGCGAAAAAUGAUAAGGACCGCCGCGGCGAAUUUAUCCUUUCUGGUGAGCUACGCGAUUUUCCCAGCCGAGGACGUGCAGCUGAACGCGCGCGUUUUUCUGUGGCCGCGGGACAUGGAGGCUGUUUUUGCAAUCAGUUGGCAGCGCCUGGCCCACAAAAGAGAGGUGGUCGAGGCAACUCUGAGGGAGCGGAAAAGCACCUUCGAGGCCGGUCUCGUCCAGCACCAGCAAAGACUUUUCGAAUUGCAGCGCAAAGACCCGCCUAUACUGACAGUGGACGAGAUGCGGGACAGCGUCCAGGCAGUCAAUGCGCUCGUUCAAGCGCUCGAGAGAGACAAAGGCCUGGCCCAAGCAAUCAACGAGGAAGAGGCGUUGCUGAACUGGCUGCCGGCACCAUUCGCCGAACUCUACCAAAUGCUUGAAGUGGUGCAACCUUUCCAGCUCUUGUGGACGACGGUGCUCGAUUUUCACCAGAGCUACGACAAAUGGUACUACGGUGCUUUCAAGGAGCUUGACGCGAGCCAAGUGGAAGCGAAGGCGCGCAACAUGCACGCCAGUUUGGUCAGCGUCGCAGCCGCGCUGAGCAAGGCGCCGGGCUCGAAACGCAUUGCCGAGCUCACCCGCAGCAAACUGGACCAUUUCAUCAAUCUCCUGCCACUCUUGCACUGCGUUUGCACGCAAGGACUUUGCGCCCGCCACUGGGAGCAGAUGAGUGCAGCGGUUGGAGAGACCCUGGACCCUGCCGAGGUUACCACCUUGUCGCAGGUGGUGCAGUUUGGUCUGAUGGACCACGUUGCCCUCUUCCAAGAAGUGUCCGAGUGCGCGAGAAGAGAAAUGGCCCUGCACGAACGGCUGCUUGCAAUGAAAGACGAGUGGAGAGAAAUCGAGCUGCCUUGCGUGCCGUACAGAGACGCUGGGGUGGCCACCCUCGGUCCCUUGGACCACAUUCAGCUCAUGCUGGACGAUCACAUCUUGCGGGCCCAGACCAUGCACAGCUCGCCGUUCGUUCGUGCAUUUGAAGAGGAAAUGCAGGCGUGGGAGGACAAAUUGAUAUCCAUGCAGGACAUCAUUGAUGCGUGGCUCACAUGCCAAGCGCUGUGGCUUUAUCUGGAGCCCAUCUUCAGCUCUGACGAUAUCAUGAGACAAAUGCCAUUGGAAGGCGCUAAAUUUGCACAAGUGGAUCAGUCUUGGAGGCGAAUAAUGCAACAUACACAAAGUAAUUUGACAGUGCUGGUCGCCACGGACAUGCCUGACAUGCUUCCGAUUCUGCGCGAUUGCAACAAAGCCCUGGAGCAAAUUCAAAAGGGACUGAACGAAUAUUUGGAGAAGAAACGCAACUUCUUCCCCAGAUUUUACUUCUUGUCAAACGACGAAUUGCUAGAAGUGCUGUCAGAAACCAAAGACCCAUGCAAAGUGAAAUUGGAAAAAUGCUUCGACGGUGCUGUGGGAAUCGAGUUGGGCGCCGAAGGAGAAAUCGUUAACGUGGAAUCGGCGGAAGGCGAGAAAUUGGCUCUGAGCGGCCGGCUCGUCCCUUCGGAGGCGAAAGGAAACGUGGAGAAGUGGCUGGCACAGCUGGAGGACGUGCUGGUCCGCUCGCUUCGAGACACGUGCCGCGAGGCUGUGGCUGCGUACCAGCGUCAACCGCGAGCCCAGUGGGCCCUGCAGUGGCCAGGCCAAGCCGUGUCCGUGGCCGCCUCAAUCCACUGGACCACGGAGGCAGCAGCGGCUCUUAGGAACAACGAAUUAAAAGCAUUUCUUGAAAAGAGCCGGAGCCAGAUCGACGAUCUUUUAGGUCUGAUCAAUUUGGAGCAGCCAAUGAAAACCAGGCGCUGCCUCACAAAUCUCUUGACAAGCGACCUGCACAACGCCGAGAGCCUCGGAGCUUUUCCCGAAGGCGUCACCGUGCAGGAUUACGCAUGGGCCAGUCUUGUUCGCCAUUACUGGAGGGAAGAUUCGGUGGUGGUUUCGCUAGUGGGUUGCGACCUAGGAUACGGCUUUGAAUAUCUUGGCUGCCCUGAGCGAAUCGUCGCGUCCCCUGUUAUCGACAGCUGCCUCAGAGCAAUGGUGGUUGCCUUAAGAGGAGGAUUUGGGGUUUGUUUAGAGGCGUCACCUUCUUGCGGGAAAACUGAAAUUUGCCGAGAAGCGGCGCGGAUGGUCGCGAGGCCCUUUGUAGUUUUCGCCUGUAAUGAAACUAUCGCGCUUGAUCAAAUUUUAAAAUUUGGAACUGUAAAAGCAGGCGCUUGGCUUUGUUUGAAAAACGUGGAGAGACUGAGUGCGCCGCUCGUUUCUGGACUAACCAACGACUUCAGAAAGCUGAAAAUUGCCGCCGGAAAAAUUUCAGCGCCGAAUUUUUCGUGCGCUCUUUUGGAUGCCGCUAUGUUUGAAUUGGUUCUCGCUGAAGUCUUUGAAAUAAUCGAAAAAGUAGCUAUUUCAACGGACGUCCAUUUUGCAGAAAUAGUCAAAAUUGAAGCAGAAUCACGAGGGCUUCUCGCAUCGCGAAAUUUAAUCAACAAAAGUAUUCAAUUAAAGGAAUCAAUAGAAAAUUGGCCCGCAGUCAUUCUUAUGGGCGAAACACUAACAGGAAAGACGACUUGCCUGCAGGUUUCAGCCGCCGCUGUAGCAAGAGCGUGCGAGGGCCAGCGGAGCGUUGCGAUGAAAGCAAUUAAUCCGAAAGCCUUGACUCUAGGACGCCUCCUUGGUCAGUUUGGAUCAACGGGUGAAUGGCACGACGGAGUUUUGUCGACUACAUUCCGAGAGUUUGCAUUGUCGAGCAGCGAAACGGAGAAUAAGUGGAUCAUUCUGGAUGGGCCUCUGGAGAGUUUUUGGUCCGACAAUUUGAACUCGGCUCUGGACGAAACCAAAAAACUUUGCCUCACCUCCGGCGAAAUGAUCAGGAAUUCGCCGUACUUGAAACUGGUGGUGGAGUGUGACGAUUUGGCCUCUUGUUCGCCAUCCCUGAUAAGUAGGUGUGCGGUGGUGCACUUUGAAGCCCGCCAAGGAAGCUGGCACAAUUUGAAAGAGCCCUUUGUUAAGUCCGACUUAAGGCAGCGCCUGUGCAUGGACGAGCAGUUCGAAUUGAUUGCAGAGCUCAUCGACUGGCUGCUGCCACCACUCAUAACACUCACCCUGUCACUAGAGUCGAUGCUUUUACCCACAGAUCUCAUCCUGUUCAACUGCUUCAAGAAACUUUACAUGGGCAUGCUAGGCGAGGAAACGCAGUUUUCAUCUUUAUGGCUUCAAAAUGCGCUAAUCUUCUCUCUUAUUUGGGGUCUCGGUUCCUGCCUGACAAUGACUGGGAGAGAGACUUUCGACGUGUUUUUCCGGAGCCUUCUAAACGGCGAAAAUAAAAUUUACCCUCGACCGAAAAGUUUCAAACUGACUCCGCAGCAAUUAGUGCCGGAAAAGGGCCUCGUUUUCGACUGGGCCUUGGACAAGAAAAACAACGCAACUUGGCUUUCUUGGGUCGAAACGCUUCCGAAAACGCAAACAUCGCUCUCUCAGAAAAUUGUGGCCUGGCAAGGGGUGGCGGUGCAGAAGCACUUUUCGAUGUCCAACGUGUCCCGCGGCGAGCCUCUGCUGCUGGUCGGGACGCGCGGCUGCGGAAAGACGGGCGCCGCUCUCGACUUUCUGCAGAGUUUGCCGCCAGAAGAAUAUCUCGUGAACGCGACCUUUCUCUCUGGAGGCAGCUGCGCCCAGCAGUUGCAGAGGACCAUCGUCGGACGGCUGGACAGACGGCGCAAGGGCGUGUUUGGGCCGCCGAUGGGCCGCCGCUGCCUCCUGUACGUGGACGGUCUUGCUGCGGGACACACAGGACCGGCAGAGUUGCUGAGGCAGUGGUUGGGACACGGCCACUGGUACGACCAUGACAACUCCAAACUCGAACUCGUCGACAUUGUAGCUUUGCUUUCGACUUGUAAUGACGCAAAAUCGCUUCCAAGGAGGCUUCUCGGACAACUGCUUUUGAUCGGUUUGACGGACAUUCCCGAUUAUGCUUUGGAAAAAAUCUUUGCGACGAGUUUGGAAAAUCACUUUUCUAAAGGAUUCACAUCCAAUGUCACCCGAGCAGUGAAAAGCAUAGUUCAAGCCACGGUUGAAUUCAACAAGUGCGCUCAAAAAAGUCUUGUGGAAAAAAGCACUUUGUGGCACUUUUUAGGCUUGGCGGAGGCGCUUUCGCAGGCGCUACCAUCGCAAUUCAACGACGCCGAUAAACUUAGCAGGUUGUGGAUUCACGAAUUGUCGAGAACGUACAUGGAUUUGUUGCCGAGUGAAAAUCAGAGGCAGAUAAUGCUGGACAACAUCAAAGGACUGUGCUGCAAAUUCAUGGGAAAGCCGAUGGAUUCGAUUUUAAGGCGCUUAUUAAACGAAGGGGAAAAUGCAAUUUCGCUAGACCAUCUGGACAGGCUACAUUUUGGCAAUUUCAUGGAACCUGACGCCAACCCUAAGAUUUACGACGAGGAAACAGCGUUGAGAGAAAAAGUCAUAUUUUAUCUGCGUGAGCAAGUUUCAUGCCACGGAUCGAGACCGGUGCUCACAAAGUACCUCUUGCAACACACAACAAGGGUGUGCAGGGCGCUCCAAAGACCGACUUCGGGGCACGCUCUGCUCAUCGGAGAGCCCGGAAGUGGUCGCACCUUUGUAGCGAAAAUUGCAGCAGCAAUUGCUGGCUUAGCGGUUUUCAAUAUUUCACCGAGUGGAGAGUAUGGCUUGGACGAAUGGAAGUGUGAUUUGAAAAAAGUGCUGCGGAGAUGCGGCCCCGAAGACAAACCCACAGUGCUUUUGUUGCGCGAAAAUCUCCUGGAGCCUGAUUAUCGACUUGAAGAUUUGAGCCAAAUAGUGGCGGCGGCCGAAAUUCCCACGCUCUGGGAACCCGAGGAGAGGCUCGAGUUGUCCGAGGGCAUGAAUCACCUGGCAAAAGUCAAAGGACGCAAACUUGAAGGUACCAGUGCAGCCGUCCAGAAUUAUUUCAUAGAACGAGUUCGAGUGAAUUUGCACAUCGUUUUGGUGCUGGAGCCGAAAAAUCUGCUCGUGUCAAAAUUACAUAAGUUUCCUAUACUCACCGACGCCUUUCAGUCAGAUUAUUUUGGUCCGUGGCCUGCGGAGGCGUUGGAAGACAUCGCCACCGAGUUCACAUCGCAAAUAGAAGUGCAGGUGGUGUGUGUGGCUGCGUGCCGAGAAUUCCACCUGGCGUCGCCGCCAGGACCGCAGGCCGCCUUUCUGCGUUUGAUGCGUACCUUUGUGCGACUUCACGCGGCCUCCAGCGGCUCUAUUUCAACGCAGAAGGGCAGAUACUUGUCUGGCCUGCAGAAACUUGAUCAAGCUGCGACUCAAGUGAUCGAAAUGAGGAAGCAAUUGCAACUUUUGCGACCACAACUUGUGGAAACUUCUGAAGAAACGGACAGACUGAUGAUAAAAAUCGAGCAAGACACUGUUGAAGUGGAGGCGCGAAAGGAGAUUGUUGGUUCUGACGAAGCAAAAGCAAACGAGGCCGCGGCCGCCGCGCAGGCCAUCAAGGACGACUGCGAGAGCGACCUGGCCGAAGCGGUGCCCGCAUUGGAAGCCGCGCUCACCGCCCUGGACACCCUAAAACCUUCCGACAUCACUGUGGUCAAAGCGAUGAAAAACCCUCCACCUGGUGUGAAACUGGUGCUGGAGGCGAUCAGCGUCAUGAAGGGCGUCAAACCCGACCGGAAACCUCAUCCCUCCGGCUCAGGAAAGAUGAUCGAGGAUUUUUGGGCACCCUCGCUGCGUCUCAUCGGGGAGAUAAAAUUUCUGGACAGUUUGAAAAGCUACGAAAAGGACGACAUUCCGCCUCACAUCAUGGCCCGCAUCCGAGAAAAGUACAUUCACGACCGAGAGUUCAGACCAGAGGUUGUGCGGAAAUCGUCAGCAGCGUGUGAAGGUCUGUGCAAGUGGGUGCGCGCAAUCGAGGUGUACGACAGAGUCAUUAAAAUCGUGGCGCCGAAAAAAGCCAAACUGGCCGAGGCCGAAGCGGCUCUUGCCCAGCAAAUGGCCACCCUGAAUGAAAAACGCACCCAACUCCAGCAGGUGUCCGACAAGCUGCAGACUUUGAACGACGAUUUCGCAGCAAUGUCCAAGAAGAAGAAAGACCUCGAGGACAACAUUGACCUUUGCUCUCAAAAGUUGGAGCGCGCCGAGAAACUGAUCGGGGGGCUCGGGGGCGAGCGAACUCGAUGGAGCGAGUUGGCCGCUUCCCUCGAAGGCCGACUGGACAACGUCACCGGUGACGUUCUGCUCGCAGCAGCCACCGUCACUUACCUAGGCGGCCUCUCAAAAAAUCAAAGAGAAAGCAUUACUAAGAAAUGGAGUGCCCAGCUGGACGUGCUCGGCGUAGCCCACAGUGACCCUUUCAACUUGGCCACCUGCCUUGGUGACCCAGUGACCAUCAGGGAAUGGCACAUGCGGGGACUCUCCGAGGAGCCCUUUACAGUCGAAAGCGCAUUGGUGGCGACCAACUGCGACGCCCCUCCAAUUCUAAUCGAUCCUCAAGGCCAAGGAGCGAAUUGGGUCAGGUCGACGCAGCAAUCGGUGAUUUCGGCGAAUGCAACUCACCCUGAGUUCAACCUCGACCUUGAGAAGGCCCUUCAGGAAGGCUCGACCAUAAUUGUUCAUCUCCACGAGGCAAAACUCCCCGCCAUCUUGGACAGCGUCGUGCAGAGGACUUCGGCAGGUUCAGUGACCCUUUCCGAGGCUCAGGUCAGGGUUCACGAGGACUUCAGGUUGUACCUGGUGCUGUCGUUCAGGGCGCAAUUGACUCCUGACGACCUGGCCAAACUGACGCUUGUUGAUUUCGGCGUUCGCGUGGAGGGGCUGGAGGGGCGGCUGCUAGGUUUGGUGGUGGGGAUGGAGCGACCCCCGCUCGAGGCUGCGCGCCACGAGUUGGCCGUCGAGGGCGCCGCCAACAAGCAGCAGCUGCAACAAAUCGAGCAUAAAAUUCUGCACGUGCUCUCGGACACCGAGACUAACAUUCUCGAGGACGAAACUGGCCUUCAAGUUUUGACCGCCUCAAAGGCUUUAUCAGAGGAAAUCUCAAGCAAGCAAGUCGAGUCAGCAAAAAGAGAAAUUGAAAUUGAAACAGCUCGAAGUGAAUAUCUGCCGGUGGCAAAGCACGCGACCCAUCUCUACUUUUGUCUCGACUCUCUGGCCAAUUUGCACAUUUCGUACCAGUUCUCCCUCGACUGGUUCACUGUUAUUUAUCAAGAGGCGUUAAAAGAAAUACGACGUGAGGAGUCACAAGCGCUGCCCGCUCGCCUUGCAGCCCUCAAAGCAACUCUGACUCUUAAAAUAUUUGAAGAAGUUUCGCCAGGCCUCUUCGAGUGCGACAGACAAAUCCUCGCUCUUCUCCUGUGGGUCGCGCAACUUCAAGCAAAUGCCGAAUUGUUUCCAGAAGAUGCGUGGCGUGCAUUUUUAACGGGAGACAACUUGAACAAAGUUCCAGGGUUAGAAAAUAUUGAAAAUGAAAGAGAACUGGAAAAAGAAAAGUGGCAAAUUUUUGACUCGGAACUGGAAUUUAGUGAAAUACCCGAGCCUUAUUCAAACAUCAAAGGUCUUGAAAGAUUGGCCCUGAUCAAGUCCUACAAGCCCCACGUUCUCUUCACAGAAAUCAGGAAAAUUAUCAAAGAACAAAUGGGUGAGAGCUUCUUGCGACCACCAACAGCAGACCUAGCUGAGACUGUUGCUUCGGCUGGAAAUAAAAGAUGUGUGAUUGUCGCCCUUGCAAAUGACUGUGAUCCGGUCAGAGCUGUGCAGAGCGCGGCCAAAGGUCGCGAAUUUCGGCUUGUGGCUCUCGGCGAGGGUCAAGAGGAACUGGCCGAAGAGGCGCUUUUUGCAGCCGCUUCCGAUGGGCAUUGGCUCGUUUUGCACAACUGCCACCUCGCCUCUGAAAACUGGCGGAACAAGUUGCAGCGACUGACUGAAAAGGCGCUGGCUUCGAGUCAUGAUGAAUUCCGACUUGUCAUUACUUUUGAGAAUUCCGGUGUCACUCUUGACCUCUUACGCAAAGGAAUAAAGGUAGCUUCAGAGGCUGCCGGUGGUCUUCGGUCUCGCAUCCUUCACUGCUUCAACGAUCCAAAGAUUUUAUUGGAGCAAAAAUCUAAAGAAGAAAAAACGCUCUUGUUGGCACUGAGUUUGGCGCAUUCUGUUGCUCAGGCACGCGGAUUUGCUGAGGGGAACGCUUUUUGUGAGCAGGGCCUGGACUUGAGUUACGAAACUUUGAAAUCGAGCUUUGACGAGUGGGGCAUAAUUGGAUUUAACCAGGCCUUAAAAGAGUGCAUUUUGAGCGCUCGGGUGUCUGCGCCGGACGCAAGAACAGCACUGGCGGCCAUCGCUGACCAUUACAUAGCACCUGAAGUACUCGCUGACGAGGGAAUAAGUUUGGCGCGUCUGAAGACUACCGACCUGGACUCACUGGAGGUCGACCUUGCGCCGGAGACUCUCCACCUUUCAAAAAGCGUUCAACGGACUAAUGGAUGGCGUGAAACUCAAAGAGCAAUGUCAGCAUUACAAGAUUUAUUCAAAGAAUUUUCAUCGGUGAAAAAAUAUUCUGCAGAAGAAUCCAUGAUAUUAAAAAAAUUGUCCCCUCUGAUUGUGAAUAAAGAUUGCUCAGCCCAAACAAAAGAAAAACUAGUGCUCCUGCAGGAACUUUGCUCUUUUGAAAAGGAAGCGGCCAAAGCGCAGUUCACUCAGUCUCUGAAAGAGAAGCAUGUUUUUCUUAAAAGCUGGCUUGAAGGGAAAGUUUCUAAUUAUUGGCUUGGGAGGGUUUCGCGGCCAAAGACGCUCUUGAGAGCACUCGCUCCACCUGAAUCCAGAAAACUUGCUCUUUGUAUAGCGGGAGGCGCGGCACAGCCGCUAUUUGUGAAUGUCGAAAUGGAAGGUGCAAAAUUAAUGAACGGCGAACUUCAAGACGCAGAUCAGCUGCCCUGCUUUCAGUUACCGCCGCUUGCAUUGGCUCCAGAGGAAUACAAAAUCGAUGACUUUUAUCACUUUGAAUGCCCCUUGUUUGAAAGCCGAGACUGCAGGAGGCUGAUAGGAAUGGUAAUUUUACCCUCGAAAAAACACCCUUCUCGGUGGCAUUUGCGAGGUGUGACUUGCUAUUCUAGAUAAUUAAGCGCGGAACAAUGUGUAUAGCAUUUCAAAAAGUCAGAUGUUUAUUUUGCUCAUUUCCGUAACAUUAAAAUUUUAUUCUAGUCACUAUAUUGAAGAUACUGUGUUUUUAAAUUUUUAUACAAAUCAUCUUGAACGAUACUAGA